Messenger RNA from Galdieria sulphuraria, 2528 nucleotides. Its product is annotated as tripeptidyl-peptidase I. The record is from RefSeq and is a predicted model, not a curated record. Gene Ontology annotation, biological process: proteolysis. Lineage: Eukaryota; Rhodophyta; Bangiophyceae; Galdieriales; Galdieriaceae. Bases 14 to 2428 code for a protein of 804 amino acids. Gene Ontology annotation, molecular function: serine-type endopeptidase activity; tripeptidyl-peptidase activity. The transcript has 2 exons.
CCUCUAGCUUUUGAUGAAGACCUCUCAGCGGUGGAACUAUGUCUUUUUCUUAGUGCUUGUCAUACUAGUCUUGAGUAGAUAUACAGAGGCAGUCACUAGCAAAGAAAGUGCAAACCUUGAGAGUAUCCCUGUUCUACUACAACUGGAACAAAAAAAUAUUGACGAGUUGGAGAGAUUAUUAGUGGGUAUUUCUCAUCCCAAAAGUCCUCUAUAUGGAAGACACUUGAAAGCAGAAGAUAUAGCAGACAUUAUUGCUCCUUCCGAAACAGAGAUGAAUAACAUAAUCAGAGGAUUGGAGGAGUUAGGAGCAUCGUCCAUUCAAGUGCAUAGGACGAAGGACUACAUUUCAUGCCAAUUUCCACCAUCUGUUUUUGACCGUCUAUUUCAGCGUGAAGAAAGAACAGAACAUGUUGGUACAGAGAAAGUUAGAAUGUCCAUUCAUAAACCAAGAAAAGAGUCACCUUCUGACGUUGUUAAGCGAUAUGUGAAGCUUGCAUAUAACUUGCAAGAUAGUUUAUCAGAAAGUCGUCAUACUUUAUUAGCAGCACUCGCAAGCAGAAGAAGAGAAGAAAUUUCUCAAGGGCUCUCUAAUCUAGAGCAAAAAAGUCGUCAAAAAUUCGAAACUUAUCGUAGGCGAGCUCCUCAUGUAGCAGAGAACGUAUUAGGGGGGCAUAAUGAUCUUUCUCCUUUUCUUCCACCACCUAUUCCGCUUUUCAAUACACUUUCUACUUCAGAUAAUGGUUUCUAUCUUUUGGUUGUUCCGGUUUGUGCAGAUAAUCAAUUGUCUCAUUAUGAAGAUGACAGUAAACAUCCAUUUAGUUGUUAUGACACAGAUGUGUCGAUUGAAAAAGUGAUUAUCUACGCAAAGGAUGCACACAAUUCCAGUCUGUCUGUAACGAAGACAUUCGAAGGGAAAGAACUGUCGAAAUAUUCUUACAAUUUGAAGCGUUGGUGUAAGGAGGUUUAUGAAUCGGAUCCCGUAGCCUUUAUGAAUUAUGCAGGAUACUGUGAAAAGAAGAUGCUGGACGAAUCUCCUGAUAUAGGCGUUAUGGUAAUUCCUCUUCCAGGUACCGAUGGCGCAUUCUUCGAUGAAUAUGUUCCCAUACAAUUAUAUGCAGCUACCAAGUUUUCUAAUGACUUAGAGUCUGCUUUUGUUGCAGCCAGUGGAAGUAGCUCAGCUCCUACAGCUGAGCCAUAUACAUUUAUGUAUGGUCAAGCAGAUAUUCCUCCAGUAGUUCGAAAGUCUUAUGAUAUUCCUCCUUAUGAUAAGAAGCUAAAAGUCUUUCACAACAACACCAUUAUGGCUGCUAUUGGUUGUGGUUUGAAUUACUUCUUCAAUCCUUCUGAGUUGGACUACUUUUUACAUACUUUUGGACAGGAGAGUGUGCAUGUAAAGGUCAUAGAGAAUCCUUUGUUUCCAGUGAAGAACAACCCAGAUGAUCCUGGUGUAGAGCCCUCAUUGGACAUUGAACAACAAAGUAGCUUGGCGUACAUGUCGGAGCAUUUUUUCAUGCCGAGCAAUACCAAACAUUGUUCAACUUAUCUAGAGAACAUAUUGUACUACGUGGGAAUCAAUGAGUUGAGCGAUGAUCAUUUACCUCUAGUAAUAUCGCAAAGCUCAGCAUUUGUUACACCCGAUAACUUAUUACCCUCGGAGUUUAUUCAGGCUACCAAUGUGGAGUUUCUAAAACUUGCCGUUCGUGGAGUCACUUAUGCUGUAUCUGCUGGAGAUUGGGGAGCUUCAGGUCGUUAUGAAGAUGGAAACUUUGGAUGCUAUCCUUACAUGGCCCCUAUUUAUCCUGCCUCUUCCCCUUUUGUUACUAGUGUAGGAGCUUCUCAGCCCUUAUUACAAAUAGAAAAUGGAGAGAAAAAGAUUUUAACUCAAGUUUGUAGUGCAGACCAAGGCGGUAUUAUCACCGGAGGUGGUGGACAUAGUUGGGUACAAGAGAUUCCUUUCUAUCAGAAAGAAGCAGUUGCAGCUUAUCAAAAACAGUUGUAUCAAGUGAACACUGACAAUCUAUUUCCACCAAAUGGCUCUUACAAUCCACAUGGAAGAGGUUAUCCUGAUGUUGCACUGUUUGGUUGGAACACUCCCGUAUAUACUGAACAGCCGGCACAAUGGGUUGGUGUUGGAGGAACUUCUAUUUCAGCUCCCAUGUUUGCUUCGAUGGUUUCCAUGUUGAAUUAUGAACGUCUUUCACGAGGAAUGCCUCCGAUGGGAUUCAUUAAUCCUUUCUUAUACUAUGCUGCAGAAGUUAUGCCAGAAGCUUUCUUAGAUAUAACUAUUGGAAAUAAUCGUUGCACAGAAUUUGGAAAUCCUUGUUGUUUGUUGGGAUUCCCUGCUUUGAAAGGCUGGGAUCCAGCAUCAGGUUUGGGUUCUCCUCUAUAUGAGCAUUUGUUGAAACUUGCAUUAAGUGUUUCAAGUUGAAAUCUUUUGUGUUUAUUAAACUUCUGUUUUAUUUUGAUGUGAAAUUUGUAGUCUAUUUGUUUUCUAAGGUUUUGAAUAGCAUUCGUUUGAUCGACUAUUU